This is a messenger RNA of Synchytrium microbalum, 6111 nucleotides long. RefSeq lists its product as uncharacterized. Gene Ontology annotation, biological process: superoxide metabolic process; DNA-templated transcription. The transcript has 44 exons. Gene Ontology annotation, cellular component: nucleus. Bases 1 to 6111 code for a protein of 2036 amino acids. Gene Ontology annotation, molecular function: DNA binding; zinc ion binding. The record is from RefSeq and is a predicted model, not a curated record. Lineage: Eukaryota; Fungi; Chytridiomycota; Chytridiomycetes; Synchytriales; Synchytriaceae.
AUGGUAGCAACCCUUUCCGGCUCUCAGAUGGGCAUCGGAGGCACAGUGACAUUCUCAGGCAAUAACAAUGCCACUCGAAUCCGUGCAGCAAUCACUGGUCUAGCACCUUUAAACGAACCAGUUUUAUGGCACAUUCACGUAAACAAGAUAACAAACAAUGAUUGUGCUACUGCGGGUGGUCAUCUCAAUUUGUUGAAUAUCAAUGAGGAGACUAGUAAUUGUACUAAGGAUGACAAUACUUGGCCUACGAAUUGUGCUACUGGAAAUCUCGCUGGCAAGCUUGGUCUACUAAGUAAGAAUGGAACUCAUACUGGCGUCGAUCAUACGUUCUCCUUGGCUGAUUUGCAAGGUCGUAGUAUCGUCAUCCACAAGAAUGAUGCUGCAAAGACAAGGCUUGCAUGCACAGACAUUGUUGGAAGUGCUGGCGCAACAACUGUCGCAAAAGGAGCUAACCUCAAAUUGGCAAGUCCCGAACCCGGUGCUGUGUUGGAGAGUCCCAAACCAGAAAAGGGAAAAGCAAUUCCUCUUGCUACUGCCAAACCCAACAAGCUUGGAGCAACUCCCAAGCCUAGCAAAGGUGUUGCUACUUCUCCCAAGCCUAGAAACCAAAAGGGAAUCGGUGGCUCCGUCACCUUCGUCGACUCGGACGGUGCCAUCCGUAUCCGUGCAGAUGUCACGGGUCUGGACAAACUCGACGGCCCCGAAUUCCUAUGGCACAUUCACGUAAAAUCCAUCACAAACAACAAUUGCACGUCCGCUGGUGGACAUCUCAACCUGCUCAAUAUCAAUGAAGAGGCAACCAACUGUACGUCAAAUGACAAGACUUGGAAUACUACCUGUGCUACGGGCAAUCUUGCUGGCAAGUUUGGAGCCCUUACGAAAGGGGGAACCAACACGGGUAUAGACCAUUCAUUCACAUUGGCGCAAAUCCAAGGGAAAAGUGUUGUCAUUCAUUUGAAAGAUGCUACCAAGACCAGGAUUGCAUGUGCAGACAUUGUUCUCAAUGGAUCACCAGUAACACCCGGUGGAAAAGCUCUGGCAUCUGGAGCUCCAACUCGGCAGGAAUCCACCACGCCUGAACCUGUCAGCGUGAUAUGGCCUGAUUGGGAGCUAGAUAUCCCUGCUUUCGACUAUGACUUGUCGUUGCCAACUGUUCCUCUAUUCGACUUUGAAGCCCCACAACCAUAUAAACCAGCUGCUGCAUGGACAGCGAGGCUAGCUAUCAGCCCGAACAGCGUCUCCAUACCGCUUCAAGUACAAAUGCACCCUCUUGAUUACAUUGAUGUUCAAGAUCUAGUCCAGUCCUUUUUUCAGUUCGUGUAUCCCAUUGCUCCAAGAGUUGCAUAUCUUCAUCCGCCGACUCACAUGGACUUUGGCAUCAAGCCCAAAAGCCCGUUGCUGUUUCAUGCCAUUUGCGCCAUAGGCGCUUCUGUUUCUUCUCAGCCGGCACUCCUUCAUUUUGAUGCUGCAUCCCCGGUUCAUCGUGGAUGGGGUUAUAUAGAGAAAUGUCAUGAAAUCCUGGGUGAAGCAUUACAAAAUCCGUCAGUGGAUACGGUACAGGCUCUUUUAUUGAUGUCGCAUUUUUUCAGUCGAGCUGACGAUCAAAAGCUGACGAUGCAAUUCGUGCGACUGUCUGCCAGGAUGCUUAUGUUGUUAGAUAUGGAUCAAGACCCAGAUAUUUUAACUCAGAAACAUUUGUUGAAGCCUCAAACAUUUUUAGAAGAAGAGACUCGCAGGCGGACGUGGUUUUGUGUUCAUGGUCCUGAACAAGGUACUGCAGCGAUGACCAACCAAACUUCAAUAACACUUCGAGACCCCUACGAGCUGUCUGAAGUCUCAAAGGUGACACUACCGUGCUCAGAAAGGACAUGGAUGGCUAUAAACCCCAGGACUGGAGCGAUGCCAGCGGUUGUAGAGAGCGAUCUCGUUGAUUCUAUACAGGCCUGUAUCGAAGUGUGUAGGCUGUUCACGCUGUCUGUACGGGUGACUGUCCUAUACAGUCUCGACUCUUGGGCACCGCCAGGACAUGCUGCAGCUCGGAAACUAUCCGAUUUUCCCGAUGAUGAUUUAAGGCGAGGACUCACGCUCAAGAAUUUGGACUUUCGGCCUGUCAUGGAAAGAGCCCUCAGAGACUUUUAUCUCAAGUUACCCAGCUACAUGAAGAUAGAAUGUGUCUAUGGAAGCCCCACAGCCUGUAGUAAACUUCAAAGCUGGUUCAAGAAUGUGUUGGAGUGCUCACGAACACCGAAUGGGACAACCAACGGCUGGAACGUCAUCUUAAUACACAUCAUGUAUCAUACUGCGAUACUAGGCAUUGCGAAGCCUGGAGUGAUUCUCGCUCUGAAGACACUGUCAGCGGAAGAGGUACUGAUGGACAAGAACGUGAACGAUGCAAAGACUUCGGCACUACAGAUACUUAGUUUCAUACAACAUAUCAUCGUUCCUUUCAAUCCUACGUGGGACCUUUUUGGAGAGUGGACGGGGUUCGGCGUUGACUCCUGCGUUAAGGCUCUGGCCACGUUAUCUGCUCUGCCUGGCAAUGAGCAUUUCCUUCGGCUCGCUGAUAUGGCACUGAAGGGCUUCGCGACUAUACGCCCUUACUCGGCGCUGGCCCGUCUAGUCAGGAAGGGAGUGGAUGAUGUCGUCUCUCUACAGGCAUCUGUGAAGACGUCUUCAGAAGACGAGGACAAGGAGGAGAGGCGCAAACGAAGACGGAGGCUGAUUGCCAAUUUGCUGAUUCGAUUGCUUGCUCCAAUUGAUACACCCGAGAUUUCUCCACAGGACACGACCACCAAGCCUGCUAACGUGAUAUUUGGCUUGGAUUCGGGAUAUUCUGAUUUGGAUUUCUCAUUGCCAACUGUUCCUGCGUUUGACUUUGAUUUUCCAAUUCCGAUUGGCGCAUCUGCAGGUCCAUGGACAGUCAGACUGCCUACCAGAUCCAGUAUUGUCUCCGUACCGUCUCAAGUACCAAUCCACCCUUUGGACUGUAUUGACGUGAAAGACCUCAUUCGAUCAUACUUCAAGUUCAUCUAUCCAAUUGCUCCGCGGUCAUCCUUCCUACAUCCUCCAUCACAUUUAGAUUUCAGCAGACCCAGGAGUCCCUUGCUGCUUCAUGCCAUAUGUGCAAUAGGUGCCUCCGUAUCGUCUCAACCGUCACUGAUUCAGCUUAAUGCUUCGGAACCGGUUCAUCGUGGAUGGAUUUAUAUAGAAUUGUGCCAUGCUCUGUUGAGUGAAGCAAUACAGACCCCAUCUGUUGAGACGGUGCAGGCUCUAGCUGUGAUGUCACACUUCUUUAGUCGGGCCGGUGAACCAAAACUAGCUAUAGAUUUCAUGCGACUUGGCGCCCGAAUGAUGAUGCUCCUACAAAUGGAUCAGGACCCAGAUAUCUUGACUCAGAAGCGUCUGUUGCAGCCUCAGACCUUCCUACAAGAGGAGACACGCAGACGGACGUGGUUUUGCCUACAUGCUCCUGAACAAGCCAUGGCGAUUAUGACGAACCAAACGUCGCUAACACUACGAGACAAGUUUGAAUUGGAUGAAGUAUCAAACGUUACAUUUCCGUGCUCAGAGCAAACGUGGAUGGCCAUAAAUCCAAGGAGUGGAGCAAUGCCAGCGUUGGUGGAAAGUGACAUGGUUGAUUCUGUACAGGCUAGUAUAGAGGACUCUUGGGCACCACCAGGAUUCUUCGCCUCUCAGAAACUAUCUGAUUUUCCUGAUGGUAUGGACCCGUUCUUUGAUUUAAUUACCAACAGGAAACUAAAUGCCUUCCAAUUCCUUUUGUUUUCAGACGAUCUGAGGCGAAGGCUUACGCUCAAGAAUCUGGACUUUCAACCCAUCAUGGAAAAACGCCUUAGAAACUUUUAUCACCGAUUACCAAGCUACAUGAAGAUAGAGAGUGCCCAUGAUAACAAGGCGGUCGGGAGUAGUGGACUACAAGGUUGGUUUAGGGGUGUGUUGGAGUGGACGAAAUUGUCGAAAGUGGACACGAAUGCUUGGAACGUCGUCUUUAUACACCUCAUGUAUCAUACUUCUAUACUUUGUAUUGCGAAGCCUGGAGUAAUUCUUGCUCUGAAAACACUGACAGCAGUGGAAGCCUCAAUGGACAGAAACGUGAUGGAUGGCCAGAUAUCUGCGUUUCAGAUAUUCAACUUUAUACAAGAUGUCAUCGUACCGCUGAAUCCUAGAUGGGAGUUUAUUGGCGAGUGGACAAGCUUUGGGGCCGAGGCUUGCGUCAAGGCUUUUGCCACUUUGUCCGUUCUGCCUGGCCACGAGCAUUUACUUCAACUGGCUGAAGUAGCACUCAAAGGCUUCUCAAGUAUAAGGCCCAUCUCGGGCCUAGCGCGUCUCGUAAUAAAGAAUGCCACGCAGGCUAUUGAAAAGGCAAAGGAGCACCGCAUGAAGAGGAAAGGAAUAGAUCAGGUCGUCCCUCUGCAUUCAAUGGCUAGGAAAUCGUGGUUCGAAGACGAGGACGAGGACGACUAUGAUCAGCCCAAACGACUACGGAAACUGGACACAACCCCCAGACACACCAACGUGAUGAUCGAUUUCGGUCGAAAUGGUUUUAAUUUCUCCUUGCCUACUCCUCCUGGAUUUAACCUCGACGUGCCAGCUAGUCCAUCAUGGUCGUCAAUCAAUAUGGGGUCUGAAUGGGCACCUACCCGAUACAACACGGUCCCUAUACCACCUCAAGUACCCAUGUGCCCGCUUGAUCGUGUGGAUGUCAAAGACCUAGUCCAGUCCUUCUUUCGGUUCCUCUAUCCAAUCGCUCCCCGUUUCGUGUUUUUGCAUCCUCCAACACACUUGGAUUUCACCAAGAGCAAAAAUCCCUUGUUGUUUCAUGCCAUAUGUGCUCUAGGUGCGACUGUGUCAUCACAACCGGCACUGCUUCAUCUUGGGGUCUCUGACCCAGUGCAUCGUGGAUGGGCAUACAUUGAAAAGUGUUAUGCAUUACUGGACGACGCAAUGCAAAACCCAUCAGUUGAAAUCGUUCAUGCUCUUGGACUGAUGUUUUCAUUUUGUGUUCGAGUUGGUGAACAAAGGCUAUGCUUUAAAUUCGUUCGGCUGGCAUGCAGGAUGAUGAUGACUCUCCAGAUGGACCAAGACCCAGAUAUUUUGACACAGAAACGCUUGCUGAGGCCUCAAACCUUUCUGGAAGAAGAAACUCGCAGGCGGACGUGGUUUGCCUUGUGCGGUCCUGAACGAGCCAUUGCGAUAAUGACCAAUGAACCCUCAAUAACGCUUCCAGACCAGUCCGAGCUGGACGAGGUUUCUAAUGUGACACGUCCCUGCUCAGAGGCGACGUGGAUGGUCAUCAACCCCAAGACGGGGAAAAUGCCAGAUUUUGUGGAGAGUGACAUGGUUGAUUCUGUGCAAGUCUGCAUCGAAGUCUGUAGGCUGUACGAGCUUACAAUGCGGAUAACAACCUUAUACAACCUCGAUUCCUGGACGCCACCGGGAUACCUCGCGUCCCAGAAACUGUCCGACUUUCCUGAUGGCGAUUUGAGACGAAAGCUAACGCUCAAGAACUUGGACUUUCAGCCCAUCAUGGAAAAACGUCUCAAAGACUUUUAUCUCCGACUGCCGAGCUACAUGAGGAUUGAAAGCGCCCACGGUACAAGCCCAGUUGGUAGCAGUAAGCUGCAGACCUGGUUCAAGGGUGUGCUGGACCGGGCACUUGACUCGAAGUUUGACACGAAUUCCUGGAACGUUAUCUUUGCGCACAUAGUGUUUCAUACUUCGAUACUGGCCAUCGCAAAGCCUGGCGUUAUUCUCGCUCUGAAAACGCUAAAACCGGAGGAGGCACUGACAAACAAGCACGUGAAUGAUGCCAAGAGUUCCGCAAUUCAAAUAUUCAAUCUGAUACAAGAUGUCAUCAUACCGCUGAACCCUAAAUGGGAGUUAAUGGGCGAGUGGGCGAGUUUCGGAGUCGAGUCUUGCGUCAAGGCUUUGGCCACUCUGUCUGCUCUCCCCGACCAAGAACAUCUUCUCCACCUCGCCGAGGUAGCAGUCAAUGGCUUCCAGGGAAUACGGCCCUACAUGGCUCUAGCACGUUCAGUAACGGUUAAUUGUAGACAGGCAAUCGAGAAGGCACAAGAAUAUCGCUCCAACUGA